AUGGCAACGCCUCCACCAUCUCCACCGUCAAAAAUCGACCUCUGGACCAUCCUAUCCGAAUCCAGGCGCAUACUCAAAGCCCACAGUGGCCACUUCCAAGCUCUCACAGUCCUCUUUCUCCUCCCUUCCUCUUGUUUUAUAUCCAUUUAUCCCUUCAUCUAUCAACACUUCUCUCCCACCAUUGAAUCCCACCUCAGCUUCCUUGAACAAAAUCCCCCCAUCUUCCCCAUUAAACUCCCCAUCUUCAAUCUCCUUUACACCCUCAUCCUCUCCAUCUUUUCUUUCUUCGCUAUCGGUUCCAUCACUUACAGCGUUUUCCACGGCUUUUACGGUCGACCCCUCAACCUUUUAUCCUCUUUUAAGGCAGCUUCCACUUCCUUCUUCCCUCUCCUCUUGACUUCCCUUGUAACCCAGUUUAUCGUUUAUGGAAUCAGUUUAGUUAUUGUUUUGGUCUUUUUUGCAUUAAUCAAAGCAACCCAAUUUUACUCUUCACCUACUUUCAUCUUACUUAUCCUUGUCUAUGUGAUCAUUUUCACGUCUACUAUAACUUAUCUCCAACUGAACUGGAUAUUUGCUCAAGCUAUCGUAGUAGUUGAAUCAAGCUGGGGACUUGAACCAUUAAAGCGAAGUCGAAAUCUAGUUAAAGGAAUGAAAGGGGUUGCUUUUAAGAUGAUGCUGUUUUUCGGCUUCUUCAUUGCGUGUAAUACCUGGCUCUCAAUUCAAAGACUGAGGGAUCCAGCUGGUGAUAAAUGGAAAAGUUGGACAUUUGUUAUGAAUAUUGUCUCCACUUCCUGCAUCUACAUGUUGCUUAUGCUUCAUGGUUUGGCUGCAAAUACAGUUUUCUAUAUAUAUGCCAAGGCUCUACAUGGAGAGCUUGAUGAAGAAUUUGCUACACAGUAUGUAAGUUUGCCUGUUGAUGAUGGGAAAGUGAAUGUUCCUUAUGUUGUUUCAAUCGUUUAA
Molecule: messenger RNA, 960 nt
Organism: Gossypium raimondii (Peruvian cotton)
Lineage: Eukaryota; Viridiplantae; Streptophyta; Magnoliopsida; Malvales; Malvaceae
Exons: 1
Coding region: 1-960 (319 amino acids)
Source: RefSeq, a predicted model, not a curated record